This is a messenger RNA of Pseudomassariella vexata, 1515 nucleotides long. RefSeq lists its product as uncharacterized. Gene Ontology annotation, molecular function: Delta24(24-1) sterol reductase activity; FAD binding. NCBI's taxonomy places the organism in Eukaryota, Fungi, Ascomycota, Sordariomycetes, Amphisphaeriales, Pseudomassariaceae. Bases 1 to 1515 code for a protein of 504 amino acids. The transcript has a single exon. Gene Ontology annotation, biological process: steroid metabolic process. The record is from RefSeq and is a predicted model, not a curated record. Gene Ontology annotation, cellular component: membrane; cytoplasm.
AUGGAGGAGCAUGAUUCAGUUGUGGCUGUUAUAGCUGAGCGAGUACAACAGUUCCAUCGGGAUCAAAAGCCCUUCAGGUGCUACCAUGGUAGCACGAACAGCACGCGCACGUCAAACCGGCGGGUUGAUAACACGGUUGACACCAGCAAACUGGCCAACGUCCUCACUAUAGACACAAACAACAAGACCGCUUUGGUGGAACCCAAUGUGCCGAUGGAUGCCCUUGUUGACGCAACGCUAAAGGCGCAGCUCAUACCCCUCGUCGUCAUGGAAUUCCCCGGCAUAACAGUUGGAGGCGGCUUCAGCGGAUCAGCGGGAGAAAGCAGCUCAUUUCGACACGGCCCCUUCGAUUCCAUUAUCAACUGGAUUGAGAUCGUUAUACCAAGCGGCGACGUCAUGAGAGCUUCUAAGACCCAACACACCGACUUGUUCUGGGGCGCGGCCUCGGGAUUCGGCACGCUCGGGGUCGUAACGCUCUUGGAGGUGCAGUUGAAGGAAGCGAAGAAGUAUGUCGAUAUCUCGUAUGUCCGGGCUAAGAGCCUCCGUACGGCAACAGAUGGGAUGGCGAAAUUGGUUGAAGAGGAGGUUAAACGUCCCGGGUCCAUUGAUUUCAUCGAUGGCAUCGUCUUCUCGCCAUCGUUCGCAGUCGUCAUGGCAGGUCGUCUCGUCGAUGAACUGCCCCACGGACAAACGCCGGUUACCUUCACGAAGCGGAACGACCUAUGGUUCUACUUGCAUGUCAAACAGAAGAUGAAACAUGUGGCUGGAGAGCUCAAUGAUUUCAUUCCUCUGGUGGACUAUCUCUUCCGUUACGACAGAGGCGGGUUCUGGGUCGCUCGAUAUGCUUUUCGGUACUUUUGCACGCCCUUCAAAACUAUCACUCGGAGCUGGCUGGAUAGGUUCAUGCAUACUCGCGUUAUGUAUCACGCUUUACACCAGAGCAAACUAGCCGAGCAAUAUAUCAUUCAGGAUGUCGGUGUCCCAGAAGACAAGGUCGCAGAUAUCUGCAUGUGGCUGUACGAAAACUUGAGGACGUACCCUCUAUGGUUGUGUCCACUCCGGGUCCGCCGCGACAGCCCAGACUCGGCACACGGCCUACACGCAGGAUUUGGCAACACAGAAACGCAACCGUAUCUCAUCAAUUUCGGUGUUUGGAGGCCCGGGUCGAGGAAUCGUGAGAAAUUCAUACGCCAGAAUCGAGAACUCGAAAACAAGGUCCACGAGCUUGGCGGGAAGAAAUGGCUGUAUGCGUAUGCAUACUACACGGAGGAAGAGUUCUGGAAUAUUUAUGAUCGGGCGUCGUAUGAUGCUUUGCGAGCGAAGUAUUCGGCGACGUAUCUUCCCAGUGUAUAUGAUAAGGUCAAGGUAGAUCUUGGCUCAAAUGGCCGAGCUACAAGGCCCUGUUGGGGCAUACGUCCUUUUCAGGGACUAUACGGUGUCUGGAGAGCAUGUUGGGGUGGUGACUACCUACUUGCGAAGACAGGAACAACGCCGAGAGCACCGAAGAAUGAGUGA